AUGGGACUCGACACAGCCAGCUUCCCGUUCGACGCGGCGCGCGGCACCUUCCGCCCGGCCGCCGGCCUCUGCACCGAGCGAUGCUCGCCCGAGGCCCUGGCGGCGCGCUGCGGCCGUGCGUUCACGGCCGCUCUGGAGCCGUGUCUGCGCGGCUACCGCUGCGCCCUGCUGGAGGUUCGCGCCGACUCGCUGGCCGAGUUCGGGCGCCGCGUGCAACCGCUCGUGCGGCUCAUGGCACUGCUGGCCGACGUGUGCUGCGUCGGGACUAGCGAUGCCGAGAUGCCGCAAAAGAUGGCACUGGUGUCGGACCUGUACGAGCGCCUGAUCGGCGCCUCGGAGCCGACUGAGUGGGCCAUGCUUACGCAUCUCUUCCAGAGCACCGUCUCACCGUAUUUAAGGUUUCUGACGGGCUGGCUGAUGGAGGGCAUCUGCCGUGAUCCCUACGACGAGUUCCCCGUGCGGGAGGUGCCGGAGGCCCACCAGAGCCGGGAUGAGACGUUCUGGACGUCGGCCUUCCAGCCCGUGGUGGUCGGCACCGAUAACGACCAUCCUCAGUUCCUCAAGGAUCUGUCGGGCAGCCUGUACCAGUGCGGCCGCUCGCUCAGCCUGCUGCGCCUGUGCGACCCGGACCACCCGCUGAGCCAGGCGGCGGACGAGCGCCGCGUCCGCCUGGCCUUCAGCCUGCCGCAGCUGCGCCGCAUCCACCAGCAGGUUGUCAGCUAUGAGGCUGAGAUGCAGACUCACCUGGCCAACACGUUGGCUCGGCACCUGGAGCAGCAGCAGCGGCAGCGACAGGAGCUGGAGGCGGCUGCCAGCGCUCACCGCCAGCUCACCGUCUCCUCUAUACAGGCCUAA
Pollicipes pollicipes is the source of this 855-nucleotide messenger RNA. RefSeq names its product gamma-tubulin complex component 6-like. The transcript is spliced from 6 exons. Gene Ontology annotation, biological process: mitotic cell cycle; spindle assembly; meiotic cell cycle. Gene Ontology annotation, cellular component: microtubule organizing center; spindle pole; gamma-tubulin complex. The record is from RefSeq and is a predicted model, not a curated record. The coding region runs from base 1 to 855 and encodes 284 amino acids. Gene Ontology annotation, molecular function: microtubule minus-end binding; gamma-tubulin binding. NCBI's taxonomy places the organism in Eukaryota, Metazoa, Arthropoda, Thecostraca, Pollicipedomorpha, Pollicipedidae.